Messenger RNA from Closterium sp. NIES-67, 754 nucleotides. The record is from the annotation of a GenBank genome assembly. NCBI's taxonomy places the organism in Eukaryota, Viridiplantae, Streptophyta, Zygnematophyceae, Desmidiales, Closteriaceae.
GGUUGGUUUUACUCAGAUCCAGAAAGAAGUCUGCUCUGCUGUGUCUUUGGAAAAGAAGGGCUUGCCGUCGCUGCUCUGCUGCAAUACCGUCGUUGGGCCCACGCACCGCACCGCACCACAUCUCUCGCACCCCACACGACCUUCUGGCGACAUCGUUCCUGAAGAUCGGAAUUCGCAGCAAAAACUCUUUCUGUGCACACCAGCCAGAUUCCUAUAUCAACUCGUAGCCUUCGUGAGUCAGAAAUGAAGCGGUUGACAGCAGGUGGCAGCGCAGGUGGCAGCAGCGGCGGCGUGGGCACCAGCGGAGAUCCCCGGAGACCAGACGCGGUGAAGAAGUAUGUGCCGCCGGUGGUGAAUGCCGAGGAUCUGCCGAUCGACAUGGCGAGCAUGAUGGCCGUCUUCUUCGGGAUCGCCGGCGUCAUGAUGCGGCAAAAGCUUGCCUGCUGGCUGGCCCUUCUCUGUGCGGCACAAGCUCUGGCCAACAUGAAGUAUGUGGAGCACGACCUCAAGCAGAUCAUCACUGCGCUCAGUUUCGCUGUAAUGGGCAUUGUGACGAAUUAUUUUGCACCUGUGCCAGUACACCCUGCUGCAUCUGGGGCUGCUUCUGGCCAAUAAGGUUGACUGGUGGAGAUACCCUGGCAUAAUUUGUAUCCCCUUUGUAAUAUAUUUUGCUGAAAUCCACAUGCUGCUUUUGUAUGAUGUCCUAGUGAAACCAUGUUUGUCUGUAGAGCAAUAUGUGUAGACAAUUUUUAUU